AUGUUUUCUAUAAUACUUCAAAAGGAUCUUGAUUAAAUUCCCUGUUAAUUUAAUCACAAAUUUCCUGUUCAAUUUUAUGUUUAAGAUGUUACUAAAGAUGUAAAAACUAUUUUCUUAUGCCAAUAAUGUUUGACUAUGUAGACUUUACCUUAAAAUGCAAAACCAUUUGAUAAAGCAAAGGGUAAGAUGUUAUAACAAAAGCAAUAAUCACUUGAAUUAGGGAAAAUGUUAAUUCAGAAAUAAGUAUAAUAAAUCGAACAAUUAGCAUACGAAAUUGAUAAUUACAAAACUUUUAUUAUGUAAUAGAUUGAUUCAUCAAAAUAAGAUAUAAAAUUAUGGAGAUAAUAAUUAGAGUCUUUCUAUGUGCAGGAAAAGGCAUUCAAUUUUGAUAUAGAAGUGAAAUCAUUACAUUUGAGUCAAGAAGAAUAUCAAUUAAAAGAGCAUAUCAGACUAGUUGAAAGUAUUCUUAAUUUCAAUUAAUCUUAUUAUCAAAAAAUAAAUGAGAAAUUACAUAAAUUCUUUGAUUUAGAUUAAUUUUAGAAGUUAUAAACAAAACUUGAUUAUAGUAUCAAUAAAUCUGAAUUAAACAAUCUACUUAAAGACUAAGAAAUAUUUCAAUUACAUCAAAGUUUAAUGAUUCAAAAAUUUCCAAAUAAAUGGUUUUUAAGAGGAAAUUUUGAUGAUAUGGAAGAAAAUAUUACAUAUCAUAUUUUGAAUUGGAGAACUUAUCGUUAAAAUACUGAAGAAAUUGCAAUAUUUUAUGAUGAUAUGGAUUGUAACCAAAAAUUUCUCUCAGAAAUGUUUCCCAAUUUUUAUAAGAGUCAAUUUCAUUACAAUAGUGUAAGAUUAACUCCAUAAGAAAGAAAUGAAAUGAUAAAUGAUGAAUAAGUAAUCCUUAAUCAAUCAGUUAUAGGUGGCUAAAUAAUUAGUUGAAAACUUUUAAAUGUAUCUGUGUUAUUCAGGACUAUAAUUGUUUGAAAAUAAAAUAAAAAUUCAAAAUAUAUUGCAACUUUAAAAAUUUCAGAAUAUUAAGAAUGUGUAAGGUUUGCAAAGAGUAAUAUCUUCUUUAAGUGUUUUGAAUUAGCGUUAAAAUGCAUUAUUACUUUUGAAAUUUUUAAAGGAAAUUGAUUUCUAUUAUAAUGAAAUAUUUAUCAAUUAUGAUUUGUUAAAAGAGGAAGGAAAUUAAUAUGCAUUUAGUUUUCAAUAAGUAAAAGAAUAUUUUGUUCAAUCAGACUUGUUAGAUGAAAAAUGGGUAACACAUAAAAUUUUAACAAAUCAAAUUUUGGAUGUUUGA
Paramecium primaurelia is the source of this 1294-nucleotide messenger RNA. The record is from the annotation of a GenBank genome assembly. NCBI's taxonomy places the organism in Eukaryota, Ciliophora, Oligohymenophorea, Peniculida, Parameciidae.